UUUGUACUAUAGGAGAGAGAUCAACAGAAGUCUUCUUAUUUGGACUUCAAUUUUCCCAUUGCUUCUAUGUAUGCCUAAAAUAACAACAUUCUAUUAAUUUUUCCCAUUGGUUUCCAUGAAUGCAGAAAAUAACAGCAUUCUACAAUCUCUUCCUGUAAAUUCUGUAAGCCAAGUUGUGGUUUUAGACUGCCAAAAAAAUGGGCGCUUUUUUGCACUUUUGAGAACAAUGGAACAAAAUUAAAGCAAAAGGCAAUUGGAAGAAGUUUUGCUUGCACCCUUAAUUUUUAUUUUCCCCGAAUCUUCGCAGCCAUUGCUUCUCCCGAAAGAGAUGUUCUUGAUGGAAAUCUUUUGACAUUUUGUGACUGGCAUUAUAGCACUAAUGCAUUUAUUCUUUUGUGAUUGAGCAUUGGCAUGUGGUCUUAGCAAAGCAAAUAUAUUAUAGAUGAAUUACUUAUAUUUCAUAUUUCAAUUUUAAUGUCUUUUGUUCUUGAAAUAGGGUUUUGAGUUUUAUGGAAACUUUGUGGUGAUAUUUGAAAAAGGAAGCCUGCAUCGGUCUUUCCUGCAAGAUGUUUUCAUUGCCUGAGGUUCAUAAGAGACAAAACAAUGGUUCAUAAAGUUUUUUUGGUCAUUAUCAGCAUCUGUGUGGGUUCGGCCUUUGGCAUUUUGAUAGCUGUUCUAGCGUUUUUUGGCAUGAGAUGGUACAAGAAGCAUGCUCAAUUUUUGUGUUGUACAAAUGAACAAGUUGUUGCCACUCAUCCUAUACGCACAGAUAGCUUGGGUACAAGCACUGAUUUUAGUGAUUCACUUUCAAGUUCCAUAGCUGUUAAGGGUUCACGAUACUGUCAGAAAAGCUCUCAGCCUUCUCGGCAGAGUCAUCACAGCAAUGACCACUUUCUUUCUGCAUCAGGCAUACCUAGAUAUUCUUACAAGGAUAUUCAGAAAGCUACACAAAAUUUCACUACUAUACUAGGACAAGGAUCUUUUGGCCAAGUAUAUAAAGCUUCAAUGCCCACAGGAGGAGUAGCAGCUGUAAAGGUGCUCGCUUCUAAUUCAAAUCAGGGAGAGAAAGAAUUCCAAACAGAGGUGUGUCUGUUGGGAAGGUUGCAUCAUAGGAAUCUUGUGAAUUUGAUUGGAUAUUGUGUAGAUAAGGGACAACACAUGCUAAUUUACGAGUUUAUGAGUAAUGGGAGCUUGGAAAACCAUAUAUACGGUGAAGACAUGGUUCUGAGUUGGGAAGACAGGUUUCAAAUUGUUCUUGAUAUAUCACAUGGAAUCGAGUAUCUUCAUGAAGGGGCAGUUCCUCCUGUUAUACAUCGAGAUUUAAAGUCCGCUAAUAUAUUGUUAGAUCACUCUAUGAGGGCUAAGGUUGCAGAUUUUGGGUUGUCGAAGGAAGAGGUCUUCGAUGGCCGAAACUCAGGUCUAAAAGGAACAUAUGGAUACAUAGACCCAGCUUACAUUUCUACAAACAAGUCCACAAUGAAGAGUGACAUCUACAGUUUUGGUAUUAUCAUCUUUGAGCUCAUAACAGCCAUACAUCCACACCAAAACUUAAUGGAAUAUGUUAAUCUUGCUUGUAUGAGUCCAAAUGGUGUGGAUGAAAUUCUCGAUAAGCAACUGGUUGGAGCAUGCGAUAUCGAAGAAGUAAGGGCACUAGCUAGGCUUGCUCUUAAGUGCUUGCACAUAACACCUAGAAAAAGACCUUCGAUAGGAGAAGUUACACAAGCUAUACUAAAGAUUAAACAACGGAUGCUUGCUAAAGAAGAUACUAUUUCUUUUGUCGAUAGAGAUUCUUCAUCUCCACGAGUCAUAAGCUGUGUAGAAGAUAAACAAAUCGAGAUGAGCAAGUUGGCUGAAACAAAGGAGAGGUAUGAAGAGGUGUGAUUGAGUUUGAGGUUUUCCGUAUCAUUUUGAUUUAGGGUUUAAGUUUUGACCAUUAGCCUUCCUUGGUGGCAUUUAAAUGUGAAAAAUCCAUACAAACUGUAGUUAGUUACAGAGAAGAGCUCACAGUCAUUCUGCCCA
This is a messenger RNA of Mangifera indica (mango), 2019 nucleotides long. RefSeq names its product calcium/calmodulin-regulated receptor-like kinase 2. The record is from RefSeq and is a predicted model, not a curated record. NCBI's taxonomy places the organism in Eukaryota, Viridiplantae, Streptophyta, Magnoliopsida, Sapindales, Anacardiaceae. Gene Ontology annotation, molecular function: protein kinase activity; ATP binding. The transcript is spliced from 7 exons. The coding region runs from base 604 to 1881 and encodes 425 amino acids. Gene Ontology annotation, biological process: protein phosphorylation.